UUUAGUUUAGUCAACUUUCCACGGCCUUCGUGGGAUGACGGUGCCGCCACCGACCCGAAAACCAAACGAACGUGUGUUUUGACGAAACGGAAAACGGGAAAAUAUGCGCGAAAGUUUUCCCGGUGAAUAACCAGUGAAAAUGCCCGUAUAUCGCUUUUUCGCGUGGUUAAAAUGGCCUUUACGGAUUUAAUCGGGUGGUUUUACGUGUGCUGUGUUGUUUUUACCUUGUGUCCGUGGGAAGGAGGCAAGUCGUCACCGUUACCCGUGAAACAAUUCAAUAGAGAUUUUAACCUGAAUUCUUGGAUAAAACACUACGAUGUUGCCACAUACGAUCAUACGUCGUUGGUGCAUCAGCAUAAACGUGCGCGACGGUCUUUGGGUGGUGGACCAAUUAGGCUUGAGGUGAAAGGACAUGACAGGAUUUUUAAAAUUUUCCUUAUGCCCGACGACAGCAUUUUUACCGACGAUAUCGUUUUCGAGUCGACCAGCGGCAAGAAGCUCAAUAUCAACACUGAAUUUACUUACAAUGGAUAUUUAGAAGAUGACGAAAAUUCUGAAGUUCAUGGCAUCGUUACCCAGGACGGACUCUUCGAAGGUACGAUCACCACCCCAACCGAAGAGUUUCACGUGGAACCAGUGAGUCGGUACUUCACCGAAACUGCCGAUAAAAAACCGACGUUUCAUUCUAUAAUUUACAAGGCAACCGAAGUAGUAGACCCAAGAAGGAAUGCGUCAUGUGCAUCUCAGAAGUUUUUCGAAAAAAUCUUGGAAAAACCCGAUCUUCCAAGAAAAAGAGUCAGAAGAUGGCUUCUACAAGCAGAAGCGAAACUGCCCUACGACGACGAUUUGAUCUUUUUUAAUCGAACUCGACGUCCGGUUUUAGCAAAUUUCGAUAUUAAUCAGCAGCAAAUCGAUGAGGUGAUGGAACUCGAUAAUCGAACUCACGUCGAUGCGUCCGCGCUGAUUUUUAAAAAUGUUUUUAAAAGGGCCACUGUCGACCCUAAAAAGACCACUUGUAUGUUGUACCUUCAGGCUGAUCAUCAAUUUUUCCAAAAAUACGGCACUGAGGAGGCUUGUAUUGAAGUUAUGACUAGACAUGUGCAGAGAGUAAAUGCAAUCUAUAGGAAUACUGAUUUUAACCAGGAUGGAAAAAAGGACAACAUAACAUUCAUGGUAAAAAGGAUUAAAGUUCACACUCUAGAGGCUCUUAAGGACCCCAUGUAUCGCUUCCCAAACAACUACGGAGUAGAAAAGUUCUUAGAGUUGUUUUCUGAGGAAGACUAUGACGCCUUUUGUCUUGCCUACAUGUUCACUUACCGAGACUUCGAGAUGGGUACUUUAGGUUUAGCUUGGACUGGCGAUCUAAAGAAUGCCGGGGGAGUUUGCGAGAAAAACGGACACUACAGAGGUAGUAUGAAAUCAUUGAACACAGGAAUCGUUACGCUCCUCAAUUAUGGGAAGCACGUACCGCCGGCGGUAAGCCAUGUGACGCUUGCACACGAGAUCGGACAUAAUUUUGGUUCACCGCAUGACCCGGAACAGUGCACCCCGGGGGGCGAAGACGGUAACUUCAUAAUGUUUGCGAGGGCGACAUCCGGCGACAAAAAUAACAACAAAUUCUCGCCGUGCAGCUUAAAAAGCAUCAACCCCGUGUUAAAUUACAAGGCGAGGAGCUCCAAGGGCUGCUUUACAGAACCCAAGGGAGCAAUAUGCGGCAACGGUGUAGUAGAAGAGGGAGAAGAAUGUGACUGUGGCUGGGAGGAAGACUGUAGAGACCAAUGCUGCUUCCCCAUGCGUAGAUAUGCACCUGCAGACGAGCCACCCUGUAAAUUAACCCCCAGGAGCUUCUGCAGCCCUUCGCAAGGCCCAUGUUGUACAAACGAUUGCCAAGUAAAGUUCGGCGAUAAAUGCCGUGACGACAACGGAUGUCGUGACGAAAGUUUUUGCAACGGUAGAGAGCCCCAAUGUCCGCCCUCCAUCAAUAAACCAAAUAAGACCAUAUGCAAUAAAGAGUUCGUCUGUUUUAUGGGGGAAUGUACCGGAUCCAUAUGCUUAGCCUACGGCCUGGAAUCGUGCCAAUGCAUUCCAGCCAAAGGAGAUCCAAAAACCAAAGCGUGCGAACUCUGUUGCAAACUACCAGGCGAAAACCAACCUUGCUUAUCCAGUUUUGAUUGGAACGACAUUCCUUACGAUAUCCCCGAUAUGUACUCAAAACCAGGAACACCCUGUAACGACUAUUCUGGCUACUGCGACGUAUUCCAGAUGUGCCGAGAGGUAGACCCUUCAGGCCCUUUGGCAACCCUAAGAAAACUAUUAUUGAGUGAAGAAAGCAUAGCGAGCUUCAAAAGGUGGAUUAUGGAGUAUUGGUAUGCUGUGGCGGCCAUUUUAGCAUUUAUCAUCACUCUUUUGGUCCUCAGCACUAAAUACCUCGGAAAACGUCCCAGUUUCAAACUGAAAUCCGUGACAAUAAUGCACAAUCAAACGGCGGAGGCUGUCCGUUUACCGGACGGUCAGGACGGCGUCAUCAUCCAUCAAGGGAUUCGAUCGAAAGUGCCUUUGAAAAAACGUGUAAGGGACGGACGUAUAAAACGUCGAAGAAAACCCGGGAAAACGAAUAAGCAAGAAAUCAGUGCCAAUAAACAACAAAGUAGCGGUAAUAAUGGUAAAAAAGUUUCCGGUGGCGAUAAGGACAAAGUGGCGGUAACUGGGGCCAACAAUAAUGUAAAUAGCCCCAAGAAGGUCUCGCCGAAAAAGAAGAAGAGGAUUAGUGCGGCCAUUGGGGCUGAGGAGAGCGAGAGGAAGAAGGAUGUGGUGGAGGUACCUCACAGCAAAGUGAAGAAACUACACCUUAAAUCCAAAAAGAAAAAGGCAAAAGAGAUCAUCGACUACAGCUCAAUACAGCCGGAUAUCGACGGUAAAAACGACAACACGACCACGCCCGUAGUCCACGCGGCCAUUACCGAAGAAAGCACCGAUCCAGUCGGAAAAGUUCACCACUGGCUCAAGAACCAGUACAAUUUACCGAAAUCAAAAAGUACCCCGGUCGGAUUGACCACCGUCCGCACGAAGCCUACGAUACGUCCGUCGCGGCCGGAUAAAACGAAAUCGCGUAGCGUGGCCCAUAUACCGAGCGAAAAAGAUAAAGUUCGCGUGCAAGUAGUGUAUAAACCUCCCUUUAAGUUCAGUCUAAAAUUGAAAAAACCGGAAAAAGUUACGAGCGUAGUGGUGGAACCGCUUAAAAAAUCUUCUUCCACUCAAAGAACCGCCGUUUUAGUGCAAAACAGUGCUGCUAAGCUGCCAGACAAUUUAUCGUCUAAUAUGGAUAAGGCAGACCAUCCUUCUCCAUAUGAUACUAUAGAUUUGGCAACAGUGGACAUAGCCUCUAAUGUGCAUACCGUCCAGAGCGAUUUAGAUGUUUUAUUAUCCGAUGAGAAUGAUUAUGUUAGUGUGGCCGAGUGAGAAAAACAACCAGAAAAAAAAAACGAGAAGGAAAUAGACAUAUUUUUAUGGCUGUGGUUUUUUUUUUGGGUUUUUUUUACUCUGCAAUUUUAUUAUUUUUGCUGUUACUUUAGUAUUGCUACUCUACUGCUCAUUACACCAAACCAACAAUCAAAAUAAAUGGAUAUUUGUAAAAUAUAUACAGGGUGUCUUACGAAGUAGGCGUUGGACAAUUUGGCAACAUUGGGCACUUCUGGUCAUACCGAACCUCAAGUUUUCCGAAGCCUACAUUUUGAGAAAUUGUUCAUGUCAAUUUGUCAUGGGCACCAUGUAUA
Anthonomus grandis grandis is the source of this 3773-nucleotide messenger RNA. RefSeq names its product disintegrin and metalloproteinase domain-containing protein 10-like. Lineage: Eukaryota; Metazoa; Arthropoda; Insecta; Coleoptera; Curculionidae. Gene Ontology annotation, cellular component: plasma membrane. Gene Ontology annotation, molecular function: metalloendopeptidase activity. The record is from RefSeq and is a predicted model, not a curated record. Gene Ontology annotation, biological process: Notch signaling pathway; membrane protein ectodomain proteolysis.